AUGGCGUCCAAGGGAGAAGGUGUCCAAGAACAGUUUUAUUUUGCCGUCUCUUUAAGUGAGCUAAAGCAGUCAGGACGGAAGAGAGUUAUUCUAGAGAAUGGCAGAGUGAUUGCAGUGUUCUAUGUGAAGGAUGAAGUCUAUGCUUUAGACCAUUUUUGCUAUCACACUGGAGGGCCACUGGAUAUGGGAGACAUUGAGGACUCUCAUGGUCGACUGUGUGUGGUGUGCCCGUGGCACAAGCACUCCAUCACUCUGGACACUGGAGAGAGCCUGUACACAUCCAUUGACCCCUUCAACAUACGCAACGUCAAACAUAAUUGCUCGAAGGGAGUCAAACAACGUGUACACCAUGUACGUAUCCAUGAAGACAAAGUCCUAGUACAGAUGUCUGAUCUCUCUCAACCACUGGAUUCUGAUCGCUACUUCACUGAGGAAUACAAAGAUCUGAUAGAAGGGGUGUUGAAAGAGCCCAUCCUCCAGCCUAACAGACGCACAGUGACUGUACCUAUCCACUCUACUAGGACCGGACUCCCUCCUAGCAAACGCUGACAGUAUCAAUCAUUGCUAUUUGCAUUAUUAUAAUGAUAAAUUAUAUUUGUUCAUAUCACAUAAUUAUUUUUACACAAUUCAUUGUUCACUUAAUUUUUAAUAAUUAUUUGCAACAAAAAUAAUAUAUAAUUAUAAUCAUUUAUAUAUGAUACUUGACAACCUGUGA
Halichondria panicea is the source of this 715-nucleotide messenger RNA. RefSeq names its product Rieske domain-containing protein-like. The record is from RefSeq and is a predicted model, not a curated record. The transcript is spliced from 4 exons. The coding region runs from base 1 to 549 and encodes 182 amino acids. NCBI's taxonomy places the organism in Eukaryota, Metazoa, Porifera, Demospongiae, Suberitida, Halichondriidae. Gene Ontology annotation, molecular function: 2 iron, 2 sulfur cluster binding; nitrite reductase [NAD(P)H] activity.